This is a messenger RNA of Drosophila grimshawi, 923 nucleotides long. Its product is annotated as respirasome Complex Assembly Factor 1. NCBI's taxonomy places the organism in Eukaryota, Metazoa, Arthropoda, Insecta, Diptera, Drosophilidae. Gene Ontology annotation, biological process: mitochondrial respirasome assembly. The record is from RefSeq and is a predicted model, not a curated record. Bases 124 to 534 code for a protein of 136 amino acids. The transcript is spliced from 3 exons.
AAUCAACUUAUCGAUAUCCGAACCUGUAACUGUUAUCGGCAUAGCCAACUUUACUGAUAGUGAAAAAUAAUUAAUUAAUUUACCAAGUUAAAAGCAUUUAUUGAAAAGUAGGUCACACAAAAAAUGGCAACCAGAACCAACACAAUCGAACGCAAUGCAAAUGGCAGCGUCAAAUCCUCAUCACUGCGAGAAAUUUGCGCGCGAGCUAUGACAAAAUCCGAAUGGGAUGACAAGGACGAGUUUCUGGACGUUAUUUACUGGUCACGUCAAGUGUUUGGCAUCAUACUCGGCAUCGUCUGGGGCAUUGUGCCGCUUAAGGGCUUUCUGGGCCUUGUGCUAUUUGCCGGCAUCAGCUGCGGCGUUGUCUACCUGUACGCCAUCAAUUUUCAGAAUGUGGAUGAGGAUGCUUACGGUGGUGCGUGGGAGCUGGUGAAGGAGGGUUUUAUGACAUCGUUUGCCGGGUUUCUAGUGACGUGGAUUAUCUUCUACACCGGCCUGCACUACGACACAAUAAUGGCGGCGAAAUCUUCAUAAUACCAGCCAUAGAGUGAGUGAGUGAGGGAGAGGUGUAGAAAGUAUCCGACGCACUGCAAGAAGUAGAUGAAAAAAGACCAGAAGAAGCAAUAACCGAUUCCACAGUUCAAAUGCAAUUGAAGCAAAUCAUUUUUGCAGCGCCAAAGCAUCAAUCAUAAUAAUAUUAAUUGAAUUGCCCAACUUUUUGUGUCCAUGUAGAUUGUUAAAAAUGUGUAGCCAAUUAUGAGUAAUUUUAUGUGUGCAUUUUGUUUUCAUUAUUUACAAUAAUCGCCGGAUAUAUUUGCGAGACUUGUGCGAUUUUUCUGUGAAAAAUACGCAAGUGAGCAGCAAACCUGUUGAGGAUUGUUAGUACCAUGUAUGAAAUCUAUUAAAGCGCCGAGAUGAAUUGA